GGGCGGCAUUGCAGGAGCCGCCUCAGGCGGCACUAAGGUACGAAUCGGCGCUGGAUAUCGUGGGGCCCCUUUUCAACAUCACAAUCAAAUCUGGGCGAGUAUCAGCAGUGUAUCUGCCUCACUACGUGUGUCUGAAAGGAGGAGACGUGGAUAAAGCAAUGUUCAGAGUGGCCCAUUAUAAAGAUGACAUUAUCAUCCUGGAAUCCCCAGUUAGCGUUGAACCUUUUUAUGUUGUUCUGGAAAAUCCCACCUUCUCCCCAGUGGGGGUUAUUAAGCUAAAACCAUUACGUAACAUACUCAGGAGGAAAAUCCCGACUCAUGGCAUUGUCAUGUUAUACAGCAGAUACAAAACAGGUUACACCAUUCAUCUCUACUUGAUGCCACAUGAUCUCUCAUUAAAGCAGGCUGUGCACAAUAAGGAGACUGGGAAUUGUUUUUACUGGGUGGACAAACCUUACUGGAACACCAUUAUACACACUAGGAGAAUAUACACUGUGGAGGGACCUGAGGAAGCAGAAAUAAAUCCAAAGGAACUUGAGCUGCGAUUGGAUGACAAGUCUGAGCUGUAUAAUUACAGUGAGAUAUACUUGAAGAAAAUUGAGGAUAACAUUUUGUUAAAACUGACAUGCAGAGAUGACGACAAACUAACAUGACAAGCUCAGCUCAGGAAAGCUGAAUAAGUUGCAGCGUCUCCAGGUGACAGACAGCGAGGAUCUGAAUAUAAAGCUGGUCACUAACUGUGUUUCCUUUCUUAUUUCCAGAAG
Xenopus laevis (African clawed frog) is the source of this 764-nucleotide messenger RNA. RefSeq names its product NACHT, LRR and PYD domains-containing protein 1b allele 2. Bases 159 to 653 code for a protein of 164 amino acids. NCBI's taxonomy places the organism in Eukaryota, Metazoa, Chordata, Amphibia, Anura, Pipidae. The record is from RefSeq and is a predicted model, not a curated record. The transcript has 5 exons.